AUGACCUCCAUGACCGAUCCUGUUCUCACUCUUCCCUACGAUGACUUCAAAAAGGAACUUGAUCAGGCUUUGGCCGAGAUUGAAUACGCGUCGAACCGAAUCAGCGAUCUAGGCAAUGGGCGUUUGAACAAGCUCAACAACACGUUCGUCCUCCUCACCGUUCUUGGAUAUUUACCGGCGGCCAUGGCUAACCUCGAAUUUCUUGAAGAGCCCUACUAUGCAUUCAUUCUAUGCAUCACGUUACUAGGAGCCUGUACAGCUUACUGCCUAUACUACAUCAUGCAAUAUUAUGCAAUGCCGGAACUACUGAGAUAUCUCGCCCACAAGGUGGUAGAUUCAGCCAAUGCCACGGGAGAGGAUGAUCGCUUUUACCCAGCAACAAGUGACAUGCAAGUAAGGGUACUACGUGAAACCAAAGAAACCGCCAAAGAAGCCCGUACAACAUACAUGAGCCUUACUCGUCGUCGCAAUGUGGUAGAUGGUGCCUGCCAGGUUAUCAUUUGCAUCAUUUCUUUGGUGCUUGUUAUUUUAUUGAUCCAAGGUGAAAAGACUGAGGAAUUCGAACAGCCCCAGUUGGCCGAGCUUGUUUUUACUGUUUGGAUGUUUGUCGCCAAUAUUGUACUUGCUCUCUUGUAUGCUCACAUCUCUACUCGUAAACGCAACAAGCGGCUACAACAAACUGCCAACAUUGCCGAGAAAGUUGCCAAGGAUUGGUUAGACCAUGUACAGCAACAAGACAAAAAGGAUGCACCACGACGCGCUGAUGAUAACGUAUGA
Lichtheimia ornata is the source of this 777-nucleotide messenger RNA. RefSeq lists its product as uncharacterized. The transcript has a single exon. The record is from RefSeq and is a predicted model, not a curated record. NCBI's taxonomy places the organism in Eukaryota, Fungi, Mucoromycota, Mucoromycetes, Mucorales, Lichtheimiaceae. The coding region runs from base 1 to 777 and encodes 258 amino acids.